UGUGUGUGUGUGUGUGUGUAGCUUCUGAUGCUCUGUGGACCUCUGUGCCUGCUCAACCACAGUCGAUGCUCGCAAUAAAGGCUGGCAAACGCUCCCCAAUUUUUGUUUUUCUUGUGGCGGGAAGCCCCACUGAUUUGAGAGAUUAUAAGCUCGACCCGAUCUCAGGACGCAUCUCCCAGAAACGACUUCCUGUUUGGAGGCCAGCGCGGAAAGCAAACUCGGCCAAAGGCGAGUCACUGUUUUGGUCUGCCGGAAGACGAGAAAACAAAUGAAAAAGAUCCAGACCUCGCAAGAAGCGGAAGCAGCCCUGCCUCGCCUCCCCAGUGGCUGCUGCUCGGUCAGCUGACCGGAGUCCCGUGAAGACGGGGCGCAGAAAGGAAAGGAGGACCUUCGCCAAGGGGCUGCUGCUGCUGCCUGAUGUCUCCGCCGGCGCGCUCCUCCAUCCUUCGCUCCCCAGCGGCUGCUCUAGGGCUGCUGCUGCUCCUGCUGCUGCUCUACUUGCAGCUUCCCUCUCCUGGAGAUGCUGCUCUCUACGACCCCACGUGGGAGUCGCUGGAUUCCCGGCCGCUCCCCGCCUGGUUUGACGAAGUCAAGUUCGGCAUUUUUAUCCACUGGGGCGUCUUCUCGGUGCCAAGCUUCGGCAGCGAGUGGUUUUGGUGGUAUUGGCAGAAAGAAAAGAGAGUUCCCUAUGUAAACUUUAUGAAGAGCAACUAUCUUCCUGGUUUCAGUUACGAAGAUUUUGGCCCUUUGUUUACAGCAGAGUUUUUUGAUGCCGACCAGUGGGCAGACAUUUUGAAAGCGUCAGGUGCCAAAUAUGUUGUCUUGACUUCAAAGCACCAUGAAGGUUUUACAUUGUGGGGAUCUAAAUAUUCUUGGAAUUGGAAUGCUGUUGAUGUUGGACCCAAACGGGACAUUGUGGCUGAAUUAGCAUCAUCCAUUAGAAACAGAACUGUCUUACACUUUGGACUCUAUCACUCGCUCUUUGAAUGGUUCAAUCCUCUUUUCCUUGAUGAUGCCUCUAGUGGGUUCCUAAAAAACCAAUUCCCAAGUGCCAAGUCACUCCCAGAGCUGUAUGAGAUUGUGAACAAGUACCACCCAGAGAUUCUGUGGUCAGAUGGAGAUGGGCAUGCCCCAGACACUUAUUGGAACAGCACUGGCUUCCUAGCUUGGCUUUAUAAUGACAGCCCUGUUCGGGACAUGGUUGUAACAAAUGAUCGCUGGGGAGCUGACUGCAUUUGUAAACAUGGAGGCUAUUACACGUGUGCCGAUCGUUAUAACCCAGGACACCUUUUGCCCCAUAAGUGGGAAAACUGUAUGACGAUAGACAAAAAUUCCUGGGGAUACCGGAGGAAUGCACAGUUGAGUGACUACCUAACAAUUGAAGAGCUUGUAAAGCAACUUGUAGAAACAGUGUCAUGUGGAGGAAAUCUUUUGUUGAACAUCGGGCCCACCCACGAUGGCCGCAUUCCUGUUAUUUUUGAGGAGCGCUUGAAGCAAAUGGGGUCAUGGCUGGCCCUCAAUGGGGAAGCCAUUUUCAGCACUAAACCUUGGAGAGCUCAGAAUGACAGUGCCACACCAGGAGUAUGGUAUACAUUCAAGCCAAAAGAAGACAUUCUGUAUGCCAUUUUCCUUAACUGGCCAUCUUCAGGAACUCUGAUUCUUGGGGAACCAAAAGGCGUUACCGGAAAGACAGUGGUUAAGCUGAUUGGAUAUGAAGAACCAUUGCCAUGGGUUUCCAUGGGGGAGAAGGGAAUGAUGGUAGUCGCACCUCAAUUGCCGUUCACUAUAUUUUCGUAUCAGUGGGGCUGGACUCUGCAGCUGACUAACGUCUAUUAGCAACAGACAUCCUUCACUUUUGGUUAUUAUGACUGAUUCUUUUGUUAUUAUUAUUCUUUUGGUGAACAAUCAGAGCUCACUCACCAUGGCUUACUUCUGAGGUGACAGGGGAUAUAUAUCCGAAACAGAAAUAAUCUAUAGGAAGAUUCAUGCACUGAUCUUGUUCCAGCUUCAGUUUUUGAAAAGAGGACCUAUGAAAUUAGGCAGAAUGUACCACAACUAGGCAGGAAGUGCAAGUAAACCGCAGAGUGAAGCGAUGAACUAUUUUGAGUCCCAGGGACACAUUUCCUUUGGGGUAACCUAGGGACCAAAUGCCAGUGCAGAGCUGAGCCAGAGGCAAAAGUGAGCAGAGCAAUUAAAGUGAAUUUUACGUUGUACAGUAGGCUAGUUUUUUCACUUGCACCCCGCUCUCUAUCCUCCAGCCCCACAAGCAAGAGGGAUUACUAGAGUUUAGGGACAUAGACCAGUCAGGCAAAACCGCUCAAGGUUUUGGGCCUUGGGAAGAGUCAUCUUAUGAGGCUCACAAAAGACAGACUAAACAGAAAAGUUAUUAUGUGUCUUAAAAAGAAAAGUAUUUUGGCUUUAAAAAGCAACCAAGGGCGGCGGGGAAGUCCGCCAUGCCUAAUGUUAGAAUUGGUGCUCAAAUAACUAUGGACAAAAAGGGUUGAGGCAUUCUAAAACUGAAAUGUUGUACACUGCAUUUGACUGUAAAUCAUGUUAUUCAAAUUUUGAUGCUUGUGUUUGGGCUUGGUUUGUUUUCUAAAUGCAGGUAUUAAAUCCAGAUAAAGUUAAGUAUGACAAACAAUACAAUCCUACCAUUGUCUAUGCAACAGUCCUACUAUGUUCGAUGGAAUAUGCUCAAGUUAAGUGUUUAGGAUUGUUUUCAGUAGGGAUAAGUGCUAAGUAGCUGUGAAUUUCAACUUCUUCCAUUGGUUUCAGUAAUAUUUGAUUCCAUUUCGCUGGAGUUGGAUGCUAGAGUUUCCUCAGUCCUAUAACCUACCUCAAUAUUACCCCAUCACACUUUCCUUGAAUAUAAAAUUACAUAUUAGGACUUGGGUCAUAGUUCUGAUGAGUGAGAAAUGGCCUACAAUUAUAUACUUCUUAAAUUU
Molecule: messenger RNA, 2945 nt
Organism: Podarcis raffonei (Aeolian wall lizard)
Lineage: Eukaryota; Metazoa; Chordata; Lepidosauria; Squamata; Lacertidae
Gene: FUCA2
Product: alpha-L-fucosidase 2
Exons: 7
Coding region: 418-1836 (472 amino acids)
Biological process (GO): glycoside catabolic process; fucose metabolic process
Cellular component (GO): lysosome
Molecular function (GO): alpha-L-fucosidase activity
Source: RefSeq, a predicted model, not a curated record